Messenger RNA from Colletotrichum godetiae, 1104 nucleotides. RefSeq lists its product as uncharacterized. NCBI's taxonomy places the organism in Eukaryota, Fungi, Ascomycota, Sordariomycetes, Glomerellales, Glomerellaceae. The record is from RefSeq and is a predicted model, not a curated record. Bases 219 to 962 code for a protein of 247 amino acids. The transcript is spliced from 2 exons.
AAGAAAGCACGAUUAUGCCUUCGGGGGUGAUGCCUGCUGAUCGGUGAGCUCUUCACUCCAGGUAUCGAGAGAGGCUCGAACGGAAUACAUCGGGAGUAAAUUUCUGCCAGACACUGGCAUAAAUCCAUCACCCAUUGGGCUGCAGUGUCCCCCUUUUCCCACCUGCCGGAAACACAACAGAGACAUCUCAUACCUAUAGUACGCAACUAGAGGGCAAAAUGGUUGCCCAAUUCAUCGUCGCCUUCUCGGCAGUGUUCGGUAUGGCGGAAGCUAUCCGACACACGCAACAGUCAGCCCGGAGAAAAGAGCAUCGAAGCCGGAAAAAUAACCUCAUUAUCCGAUGCCGCAAGUCAACAUGUCACUCCCCAGAUAUCCACGGCAAGCACGUAGUUCUCUCGGGAGACAAGCUAUUUGUUGACACCGGGACUGACCCAGACUCGGCGUUCGGACACCAGUUUGCGGGCUACUUCCUGCCGUACCCAGACAGCCAAUACGCCGGCCUGGUCUCAACUAUUUGCGACGAGCCGCCCAUCAUGAACUGGAUCUACGUGGACCGGGACACGUACGAGGUCAAAUUCGGGACCCGGCCGUACGCCCAGAACAAUUACACGGGCCCGUUCGACUGCACCAGGCAAGACAAGCGACUCACCUUUGCGAGCUGGGAAGGGUUCUGCGUCGUCAGAACGGGGAACUUCUGGGCUCUCUACUUUGACGUCGAGCAGGAUGGACUAAAGUCAAAGCUUCCGGAAGGCGUGACUGCCCUCGAGGUGGAUCUCCUGCGCGUUGAGGUGCCUGUGAAGCCGGUCAAGCCUGAGGAACAGGAGCAGGCCGAGGGUAAAGAACCCGGUCAAGAGGGCAAAGAGAAUGGUAACAGUGACGGCAACGACAACAGCAACGAAAGCAGUACCAGCCCUCAAAGGGAAGCAAAUGAGGUGGAGCUGGAGUCUCCCGAGGUUGACUGAUGUGUGGAGAUACCGGUGGGGAAGGGCAGCAAGGGAAGGCGAUUUAUGGCUUCGGGGAGAGAGCUGUCGUCCAGAAGUAGGACAGCCAAUGUGCUCAGGGCAGCUUCAUGAAUGGAGAAACAAGUUCAUACCUUUAAUCCCA